This is a messenger RNA of Talaromyces stipitatus ATCC 10500, 984 nucleotides long. Its product is annotated as mitochondrial carnitine:acyl carnitine carrier, putative. The record is from RefSeq and is a predicted model, not a curated record. The coding region runs from base 1 to 984 and encodes 327 amino acids. Gene Ontology annotation, cellular component: mitochondrial envelope. Gene Ontology annotation, biological process: mitochondrial transport; carnitine transmembrane transport. NCBI's taxonomy places the organism in Eukaryota, Fungi, Ascomycota, Eurotiomycetes, Eurotiales, Trichocomaceae. Gene Ontology annotation, molecular function: O-acyl-L-carnitine transmembrane transporter activity. The transcript is spliced from 3 exons.
AUGUCAGAAACACAAAACAAGGACGAAGUCCUCGCGCCGGCGAAACAGCCCGCUACCUCUCAAACCCUCGCCCAAAUUCGAUCCUUCGUCGCCGGUGGUGUAGGUGGUAUUUGCGCCGUGGUUAUCGGCCAUCCCUUUGACCUCGUCAAAGUGCGCAUGCAAACCGCCGAAAAGGGUGUUUAUACGGGUGCGAUAGAUGUUGUGAAGAAGACCAUUGCGAGGGAAGGGUUGGCGAGGGGUUUAUAUGCUGGUGUUUCGGCGCCGUUGGUUGGGGUUACGCCUAUGUUCGCUGUGAGUUUCUGGGGUUACGAUCUAGGCAAAACAAUCGUCUCCUCUCUAUCCGCCGUCCCCGUUCACAACAACACCCCUCAAUACAGCAUAACUCAAAUCUCUGCUGCAGGUGCCUUCUCCGCUAUACCCAUGACACUCAUCACGGCCCCGUUUGAGCGCGUCAAAGUUCUCCUUCAGAUUCAAGGGCAAAACCCACCUCCUCCAGGCCAAAAACCGAAAUACUCUGGCGGUGUCGAUGUCGUGCGUCAGCUCUACAAGGAAGGCGGUCUUCGCAGCGUAUUUCGUGGCUCGGCAAUGACGCUGGCGCGUGACGCGCCCGGUUCCGCCGCCUAUUUCGCUGCAUACGAAUAUAUCAAGCGGGCCUUGGCACCCAAGGAUGCAGAUGGGAAUGUAACUGGUGACUUGUCGUUGACGGCUGUUUUGACGGCUGGUGGUGCCGCGGGUAUCGCCAUGUGGAUUCCUGUUUUCCCGAUUGAUACGAUCAAGUCGAGGAUGCAGUCCGCUUCGGGCACGCCGACGAUUGGAGGUACAAUUCGGGCCAUUCAUGCUAGUGGAGGAUUCAAGGCUUUCUUCCCGGGUUUUGGUCCUGCGCUGGCCAGAGCUGUGCCUGCUAAUGCUGCGACUUUCCUCGGUGUGGAAUUGGCACACAAAGCCAUGACCAAGAUGUUCGAUGGCCCGGGUGAUUUUGUCUAG